UUGUAGGGGCCUGGAGGAUCCAAGAGCAAAGCCAACAUCCAGAUAUGCUGGGGCAUCAGGAUACUCCUCUGGGGGUGUUACGGCAGGGCAGGAGGUGUCUGCGAUGUGGGGAACUGUUGAUUGAGUCCCAAGAACACGGUUCUCUACCGGGAUGUCAGUGUUACACCCCGCUUACAGAGUCUGUUAUUCAAAUGGGCGAGAAGGGCAAUGAGAGGUUUGAUAAACCCCAAUGGAUGGCCGGACAUUUGGGAGAUAUUGAUUUUGUUGGAGUCAGUCGGACCAGGGGCAAGUUUGUCAGGGUAACCAGCUCCACAGAUCCGGCUGAAAUCUACCAGAUGUUGACUAAGCAGUGGGGUCUGGCCCCUCCUCAUCUGGUGGUGGCACUAAUGGGAGGUGAUGAAGUGGCUCAGAUGAAGCCCUGGCUGAGGGACACACUUAGGAAAGGCCUUGUGAAGGCAGCACAGAGCACAGGGGCAUGGAUCUUCACCAGUGGUUUGCGUUUUGGCAUCACCAAGAACCUGGGUCAGGCUGUAAGGGACCACUCUCUAGCGAGCACUUCCCCUAAGGUGAGAGUGGUGGCCAUUGGAGUUCCACCCUGGAACAUGAUUCAGAACAGAGAUCUUCUGCUGGCUGCAAGGCCUGACCAUCCAGCAAAAUAUCCAUCUGAGGAUCUUCCCCACGGUGCAGUGUACUCUUUGGACUGCAAUCAUUCUCAUUUCAUUCUGGUGGACGAGGACCUACAGAGACCUGGUGAGAUGAGAGUCAAGAUGCUCAAACACAUCUCUCUGCAGCGCACAGGAUAUGGAGGCACAGGCAGUAUAGAAAUCCCUGUCUUAUGUCUUCUGGUUCAUGGAGAGCCAAGGAUAUUACAGAAAAUGUACAAGAAUAUUCAGAAUUCAAUACCCUGGCUGAUUUUAGCUGGCUCAGGAGGAGUCGCUGAUAUUUUAGUGACCCUGAUGGACAGAGGUUGCUGGGAUGCUGACAUGGUCCAAGAGCUGCUGAUAAACACCUUCACCAAUGGCCUACACAGCACUGAAAUCCCUUCCUGGGUCAAACUGAUCCAGAGAAUAUUGGACCACGGUCACCUGCUGACAGUUCAUGACCCAGAGCAGGACUCAGAACUGGACACAGUAAUUCUCAAAGCUCUGGUUAAAGCUUGUAAGAGUCAAAGUCAGGAAGCACAGGACUUCCUGGAUGAGCUGAAACUGGCUGUGGCCUGGAAUAGGGUGGACAUUGCUAAAAGUGAGAUCUUCAGUGGGGAUGUGGCAUGGAGUGGCCCGGAGGCCGUGGCAGCUGCUCUGGUGGGCUGUAAGAUAAUGAAGGAGAUGGCCCAUCUGGCUACUGAAGCAGAGACUGCUCGCAGUAUGAAGAAUGCCAAAUACGAGCAGUUUGCUAUGGAUCUGUUCAGUGAGUGUUAUUCAAACAGUGAAGACAGAGCCUAUUCGCUCCUGGUGAGGAAAACAUGCUGCUGGAGCAAAGCAACGGUCCUGAAUCUCGCCACUUUGGCAGAUGCUAAAUGCUUUUUUGCUCACGAUGGUGUCCAGGCCCUGCUGACCAAAGUCUGGUGGGGAGCCAUGAGGACAGACACUUCCAUCGCUAGACUCGUGCUCACGUUCUUCAUGCCUCCCCUCGUUUGGACCAACCUCGUCAAGUUCAAUGCAGAGGAAAAAGUGAGCAAAGGUGAAGGGGAACCGUUUGCCGAGCUGGACAGUUUGGAAACAGAGCAGGCCUUGUUACUCACAGACGAGGACCCAGUUGCUGCUGAAGGUGGCGGUGAUUCUGCAGUGCAGAGAUGCAGUGCAGCUUUCAUUUAUGUGAUGCUGCAGAAGUGGAAUCGUUUCUGGAGCGCUCCAUGCAUUGUGUUCAUGGGGAAUGUCAUCAUGUACUUUGCUUUCCUCAUACUGUUCAGUUACGUGCUCCUUUUGGACUUCAGGCCCCCACCGCCACAUGGCCCGUCUGCAGCUGAAAUUAUCCUCUACUUCUGGGUCUUUACCCUGGUGUUGGAGGAAAUCCGUCAGAGUUUCUUCACGGAUGAAGACAUGAGUAUUUUUAAGAAGAUGAAGCUAUAUGUAGAGGAUAACUGGAACAAAUGUGACAUGGUGGCCAUCUCUCUUUUCGUGGUGGGAUUGUCAUGCAGGAUGGCCACAAGCACGUAUGAGGCUGGCCGCACUGUUCUUGCUUUGGACUUCAUGGUUUUCACCUUAAGACUCAUUCACAUUUUUGCCAUCCAUAAGCAACUCGGGCCUAAAAUCAUCAUUGUGGAGAGAAUGAUCAAAGAUGUGUUCUUCUUCUUGUUCUUCCUGAGCGUGUGGCUGAUAGCGUAUGGAGUGACGACACAAGCCCUUCUGCACCCCAAUGACCCGCGCAUCGACUGGGUCUUCCGCAGGGCACUGUACCGACCAUACCUCCAUAUAUUUGGACAGAUUCCUCUGGAGGAAAUAGAUGCAGCAAAAAUGCCAGAUGAUAACUGCACUACUGAUGUGCAGGAGAUCAUCUUAGGCACUCUGCCUCCCUGCCCAAACAUCUACGCCAACUGGCUGGUCAUUCUGCUGCUCGUCAUCUAUUUGCUGGUCACAAAUGUGCUGCUGCUCAACCUUCUUAUUGCCAUGUUCAGCUACACCUUCCAGGUGGUGCAGGAGAAUGCAGACAUCUUUUGGAAGUUUCAACGUUAUAACCUGAUUGUUGAAUACCACAGCCGCCCUGCAUUGGCUCCACCCUUCAUCAUCAUCAGCCACAUCUCUCAAGCUCUCCUCAGCCUCAUCAAAACUACAGAAACCAAGCAGGAUCUGCUGGAGAGGGAACUAUCGGCUGGACUGGACCAGAAGCUAAUGACAUGGGAGACAGUGCAGAAGGAGAACUACCUGGCUAAACUGGAGCAUGAGCACAGGGAGAGCAGUGCAGAGAGACUCCGAUACACCUCCUCUAAGGUACAGAGUUUGCUGAGGAUGGUUGGGGGUUUUAAGGAGCAAGAAAAGCGCAUGGCAACAGUGGAGACUGAGGUGAGGUAUUGUGGAGAGGUGUUGUCUUGGAUUGCAGAGUGUUUCCACAAAAGUACUCUGAAGUGUGACAGAGACGCACCUAAAGCCCCACGGUCCAUUGCCAGCUCCAGAAAUCCACAUCCACAGGAAGCCAAGCGGCAGCAGCCAUCGGGACAUUCAGGAUAUGGUGUCGACAAGAAACUGCCUUACAUUGAUCAGUGAUCUGGCCACGUUAUUAUGCGUUUGUUUUAUUUAACUGGAAAUAGAAUAAUAGUAGUUUGGUAUAGGUUAUUGUAAUUGAGACUCCAGGCCACAAAACGAGAGACACACUAUGCAGAGUUAUUUCUUUGUG
Sinocyclocheilus grahami is the source of this 3330-nucleotide messenger RNA. RefSeq names its product transient receptor potential cation channel subfamily M member 5-like. Bases 45 to 3200 code for a protein of 1051 amino acids. The transcript is spliced from 24 exons. Gene Ontology annotation, biological process: calcium ion transmembrane transport. NCBI's taxonomy places the organism in Eukaryota, Metazoa, Chordata, Actinopteri, Cypriniformes, Cyprinidae. The record is from RefSeq and is a predicted model, not a curated record. Gene Ontology annotation, cellular component: plasma membrane. Gene Ontology annotation, molecular function: calcium-activated cation channel activity; ligand-gated calcium channel activity.